Messenger RNA from Betta splendens (Siamese fighting fish), 6145 nucleotides. RefSeq names its product corin, serine peptidase (gene corin). Gene Ontology annotation, cellular component: membrane. NCBI's taxonomy places the organism in Eukaryota, Metazoa, Chordata, Actinopteri, Anabantiformes, Osphronemidae. The transcript has 23 exons. Gene Ontology annotation, molecular function: protein binding; serine-type endopeptidase activity. Bases 860 to 4033 code for a protein of 1057 amino acids. Gene Ontology annotation, biological process: acrosome reaction; proteolysis. The record is from RefSeq and is a predicted model, not a curated record.
CGCGUGCGCUGGUGUACGCGAGCGAGCUGCGCGUGGCGCGUCCUUCAUCCGUCCCCUUGUGUCCGUCCUGCGGCUCAGCUGAACUACAACUAGUGACUGAACGAUGGAAGAAGUUAGUGAUGGCGGGAGAAAGUGCGCGUGAGCCCGGUCAGAGUCCGCAUUAGCUCCAUUAACCUUUACUAAAAGGUUACCGGCGUUAGUCUGUUUAUGACUCAGCUGUUAUUUACGAUUCAGAGUUCGUGAAACGGGUUCCACGUAAUUUAAUAUCCGUUAACUGUUGUGUAGUUUGUAAAACAUAGUGUAAAUGUCGGCUUUUUGACUCAGCAUCAGUAAACCUGUAAACGGUAAAAUAAUCUGGCACCAGACUAAACUGGACCGAAGCUGCAGAACAAGCAGAGACGGGAACAGACUCGGUCCAUCUCAGGUUCCAGCGUCUAUUUAUUUGCCUGUUUGUUAUUUUUAUUGUUUAGGUUUUAGAUCCAACAGCGUUUGACUGAAAGAAGUAAAUGAAACUUCGACUUGAACUUUUACAUCAGUUUCUUCAGCUUCUCGGAUUUGCUGUAAGGGUCACUUUCAUGGUUUUUCUCCAAACCCGUUCAGUCAGUUUGUGUAAAGUGAUGACGAGGAGCCGUAACAAACUCAGCAGAUACUUAAGAACCUCAUCCAGAACAUUUGAAGCCCGUUGGGAUGUGACGUCAGUACUGGUCCAGACAAACAGAACUCCAGUCACUGCGUGGUGUCACGCGUCACCUCAAAAUAGCUUCAAUGUCCAACGGAAACUGCGAGCACAGAAACCCCUCUGCAAAAAUAACCUGGAGCUGGUGCUGCUGGGGGUGGAAACGGGCCUGAUUGGUCAGCGAUGGCCGGAGGUGCGUGUCCACACAAGCUGGGCUCCACCAAUCACCUGCGACUUGUCCUCUACAUCCUGGCUCCCAGCGCUGGCCUGCUGCUGCUGGUUCUGGCCCUCACCGGUAUUUUUGGGAGCAGCCUUUUGGACUCCAGCACUGCCCCUUCCCCUGAGCCCAUGGGUAACCAUGGCAACAGCACAAACUCCGACUCCUUCCAACCAACCAACGCCACGGUUUCGCAGCUCAACCACAGCAGCGAUGACGUCACACGCCGCGGCCCGAGGGCGUCUGCUGCUGCACCCACUCAGGACCACACGGAACAUCCUGAUUGGCUGAGCUCUGUGACGUCACUGAGCACGGCCUGGCCAAUCAGCACCACGCCUGCACCUGAGACAGGCAGCUGUCAGCUGAUUGUGGAGCCUCAGUGUCACAUGCUGCCGUACAAUCAAACAUGGUUGUCGUCGUCCUCGGCCGUGGUGAAGAGCUCUGAGGUGGACAUGCUGCUGAGGUUCUUCAGUUACCUCAACAGGCUCUCCUGCUACAGACACAUCAUGCUGUUCGGCUGCUCGCUGGCGCUGCCCGAGUGCUACGCAGCUGACGGAUCACACAACAGGAGGGUCGUGCUGCCCUGCGCCUCGUUCUGCGAGGCUGCGAGAGGAGGCUGUGAGCCCGUCCUCCAGAUGUUCAACGCCACCUGGCCUGACUUCCUGCGCUGCUCCCAGUUCAGCAACGUCAGCUCACCUUCGCCUGCACCGUCCCCAGCAGCAGCACCAGCUGCUGCCUGUUACACACCGCGCCAGGCCAAGGGGAAAAGCUCUGUCUGCGGUGGAAAGGACCAAUUCCUGUGUGCGACGGGGAUUUGUGUCCCCCAGAAGCUGGUGUGUAACGGCUACAAUGACUGUGAUGACUGGAGCGAUGAAAGACAGUGUGUCUGCCCAGAGGCAGAGUUUCAGUGUGGGACCGGCCGCUGCCUGUCGCCUGCUCUGCUCUGCGAUGGUUACGACGACUGUGGAGACCUGAGCGAUGAGCUGAACUGUGUGUGUGAUCCGUCUGCUGAGCAUCGCUGUGGCGACGGGCGCUGCGUGUCCAGAGACUGGCUGUGUGACGGAGACCACGACUGUCUGGACAAGAGCGACGAGCUCAACUGCUCCUGUAGGAGUCAGGGUCUGCUGGAGUGUCACAACGGUCAGUGCAUCCCCUCCGCCUUCCGCUGCGACGGGGAGGACGACUGCAAGGACGGCAGCGACGAGGAGCACUGCAGCCGAGACCAGGCCCAGGGUGUGUGUGCUGCUGGUCAGCCUGGCUGUAUUUCCACUUCCUGUACGCCACCAUGUGAAGGACCCCACGGCGGCUGCCACGGCCGGAACAGCAGCACCUGCACUCGCUGUGAGCCCAUUAGUCUGGAGCUGUGCAUGAACCUGCCCUACAACCUGACCAUCUUCCCCAACUACCUGGGCCACCAGUCCCAGAGGGAGAGCUCUGUGUCCUGGGAGUCGUCCCUGUUCCCCGCUCUGGUCCAGACCGGCUGCUACCAGUACCUCAUGUUCUAUGCCUGCACGCUGCUGGUACCGAAGUGUGACCCGCUCAGCCUGCAGAGGGUCCCGCCCUGCAGGUCGCUGUGCCGUAGUGCCAAGGAGAAGUGUGAGUCUGUGCUGGGCAUCGUGGGCCUGCAGUGGCCUGAGGACUCUGACUGCGGUCAGUUCCCAGAGGACGGAGGCAACGUCAGCUGCCUACUGCCGGAGCCCGGAGUCGAUGAGUGUUCCCCCAGCCACUUCAAGUGUCGUUCAGGACGAUGCGUCCUGGCAACCAAACGCUGCGAUGGACACCUGGACUGUGACGACCAAAGUGACGAGGACAACUGUGGCUGUUCUGAGCGUGCUCUGUGGGAGUGUCCCGGCAGCAGCAUCUGCAUUAAAGCCAGUAUGAUCUGUGAUGGGUUCCCAGACUGCCCCCUGCUGGCGGACGAGGCCAACUGCUCUUUGUGCAGGGACAACGAGCUGUCAUGUAACAACCAUGAGUGCGUCCAUCGGACACUGUGGUGUGACGGGAGGAAGCACUGCUCCGACAGCUCCGAUGAGUGGGACUGUGUGUCUCUGUCUGACGGGUCGGAUUCCGUCCUGACGGUGCUCCGGACAGCCGCCGAGUACCAGGUGUGUGCGGACGAGUGGAACCACGAGCUGAGCAAACUGACCUGCGACCAGCUGGGACUAGGGCUUCCCUCCACCGUCACCAUGGUACCCGACCAGCCCGGCAUCCCGGGCCGGCGCCGCUGGCUGCACGUCCAUCCCGACUGGGGCCAGAGGAACGGUUCUGCUCUGCAGGCCCGGCUUGAGAAGAGGAGUCAUGCCUGUCAUUCCCGCAGGAGAGUGUCGGUGCUGUGCACCAGAGAAGACGGGUCUCGUGUUUCAGACUGUGGCCUCCGUCCGGCCCUAGGCGUCCGCUCUCAGAGGAGAAGGAGGAUCCUGGGUGGGCGUGUCUCUCGUCGGGGGGCGUGGCCGUGGCAGUGCUCGCUGCAGAGUGGUCAGAGCGGGCACGUGUGUGGCUGCGUGCUCAUCGGCCGCAGGUGGGCUCUGACCGUCGCCCACUGCUUCGAGGGGAGGGAGAGCGCCGAGCUGUGGAAGGUGGUGUUGGGUCUCAACAACCUGGACCACCCUGGAACCCACAGUCAGACCCGCGGGGUGCGCUCCAUCAUCGUGCACCCGCGCUACAACCGGGCAGUGGUGGACUACGACAUCAGCGUGGUGGAGCUGGACUCCGAGAUCGAGGAAACGCCGACGGUGCGGCCGGUGUGUCUGCCUCAGCUCGGCCAGCUGCCCUCCGCCGACUCCUACUGUUACAUCACAGGCUGGGGCCACAUGGGCAACAGGAUGCCUUUCAAGCUGCAGGAGGGGGAGGUUCGCAUCAUCUCCCUUUCUCAGUGUCAGUCCUACUUCGAUAUGAAGACCAUCACUCCCAGGAUGCUUUGUGCUGGUUACGAAGCCGGAACUGUGGACUCCUGCAUGGGUGACAGCGGGGGGCCGUUGGUGUGUGAGGAGGCCAGUGGGCGCUGGACCCUUUUCGGCUUGACGUCGUGGGGGAGCGUCUGCUUCAGCAAAGUCCUGGGACCUGGAGUUUACAGCAACGUGACGCACUUCACGCCCUGGAUCCAGCAACAGAUUUACAUCCACACGUACCUGACUGACUAACAGGCACGCACGCACGCACACACACACACACAUUCAUUCCAGUGGGGAGUGGUGAUGAUGUCAGCUCCUUUGUCUGUUAUUGACACAGAUUCAAACAGACCUGCACCUUUAACAGCAGUAGUCUCAAAGACUCAGUCAACAAAAAAGCACCAAAACACGAAUGAGUUUAGUAGUCUCCAUACACAGAAACUCAUCAGUCCCUGUGUCAAAGCUUAACUCUAUGUGCUACACCGAAGCUAGAGAAAUGUCUUAUUUUAUUAACUUAAUUAACUUAAUCUGAAAAUUAACCAGUAACUAGAGUCAGAUCAAAGUUUAAAAUAGUCAAAAUAAAUAACUUCAUGCAAAUUAACUUUCACAACAAAGCUUCCCAUAUUCUGUUAAAUAACAAUUUGCAGUGUUGAAAAGUAUUUCUACCAUCCAGACCUUAUAUAUAUUAAAUCUUAUUAUAUAAUAUAAAAACUCAAUUGUCCAGAUUUACUAAUAGAUCCAGGAAACAUAGCGUUUUACAAUAUUUACGUGUGACACGUAAUUAUUUCUAUAUCAAUAGUUAUUUCCUCACUCUUCGUUUCUUGAUUCUCAUUUUAUAAAUUUACUGGUAGCUGUAAUUUAAAGUCGGAUAGUUGAACCUUUGCAGAGUUUCUUAAUUAAAACAGGCUCCAGUCAUUAUUGCAUAACUAAAAAUCAGCUUUUUAAGCGACGGAAACCACAAACGUUGAAGCUUCUGGUUUUUAGCACUGAACAUGUGGAAGCUGCUACAAAGACUCAGCUUCCCACAAUGCUUCACUCCACAGUGCCUGCACUUAAACGUGGUUCCUGUGUCAUGUUGUAUUAUUGUGUGUUUGAAUGUGAGGCAGUGAGAGAGACUUUUUUAAGUAAGCAACUUUUUUGGACGACUUUAACAACAUUUAUUAGUUAUUAGUUCAAUAAGAUGUUACUAGUAUAUAAUGAAUAAAUGUUGAAGCUAAGUUUUUAUAAUACGCAAUUAAACCACUUUUACCAUUUAAACACUGUUUGACAUACUUUUUGUUUUUACAUAAACACUUAUUAAAAUCAUUAACAUAUUUACGCUCAUAAACGAUGGUUGUAGAUACUUAAUUAGGGUUUGUUAUUAUUAUAAUAAUAAUUAUUAUUAGUCUCACUGAACAUUUAAAUAAGAGACUAUGAAUCAUAAUUUGUUUACUGAUGAAGCCAUUUGUCCAUGUAAAAGUAAAUGCUGCAGUUAUGAACCAACAAAUCACAAACUACCAUUUCUAAGAUGCUACCAGCUAAUGCUAACAUUAGCUAACUCACUAAUUUAAAUAAUUAUCAGCAUUCCAGCAGAAGCGCACAGUGUCUCUUCGUCCAGAGUUGGUUACUAAACUGUGACACCUUCACUCCAGUACUAAUGUUGAAUGUGUUCCGUGUUUCCACCACAGCAGUCAAAUACUAACACAAAAUGAUCAGCGUCCGACCACAAACAGUGUUGAUGUGGGCAAAGGCAGUUUAUCCAGGAUGCUGUGAAGAAGCUAACAGCCACAUUAACAAAGGUGAGGGUAAAGCACAAAUGUAGCAUGCUGAACAAGAUGUUUGUUAGAGAGCCAGCUAGCAGACGUACUGUAGCAACAGGCUGAGGUUGGUCCUGGUCGUUAGCUGUUAGCGGACGGCUGCUAUGGAAACACAAAGUCACAAACAUGCGUCACAAUAAACAUCUAACAUUGACAUUAUUUCAUCUUUCAACAUAAUGUGCUUACUUGUUAAAUUGCUAUGGAUUCAUGAGGCACAACAUGAACAUUGGUCAUCAUUUGGCAUAAUUUAAUUUUUUAACAUUAAUGAUCUUUAUCUUUAAAACUUAACUUUUGUAAGUUAAACAUUGUUCAACCCAUUGUGAUCGUUUCCCAACAAGCUGCUUGUAUCCUGUUAGCGUCUGACUGACACCUAGAACAUUCCAGGAGGUCGUUGUUGUUGUUGAUUCAGUUGUCAGAGUAUUUUUCUACAGCUUUUUGUAUGUGGUGCUUGUCACAAGGGGCUUUGAUGUGUGUGAGAGCUUUAUGAACAGACUGUAGCCUCCUCUGUCAAUGUUUGCUUUGUAUCGCCGUGUAUCCACCAAUAAAGUUACAGUCUGUGUCGACUUCA